UUCGGAGUGCCAGCAUCGGGAAUGGGCAUGUUAAGUAUUCUGCGGCAGGUGCGCGAUCUGCCGAAUAGCACAGCGAUAGUGCACUGUUCGGCGGGAGUGGGACGGACUGGCACGAUGGUGGCGUGCGAAAUUUGCUUGAAGAUUCUACUCGAAGGCAAAGAUUUGAAUGUUGGUUCUUGA
This is a messenger RNA of Anisakis simplex (herring worm), 180 nucleotides long. The record is from the annotation of a GenBank genome assembly. NCBI's taxonomy places the organism in Eukaryota, Metazoa, Nematoda, Chromadorea, Rhabditida, Anisakidae.